UUAUUAUAUUUUAAUGAUAUACCCUGUUGAUUAUAAUUGUUGGAACGGAUAUUGUUGUUGGGACGGCUUUAAACUGACAGCGGAUUGUUGAUGUUCGAAUGAGUUCGAAUAUUGAUCUAUGAUUUCGAAUAAUGAUAGGUGCCAUCAAUGCCCACUAGAUGGCGUAUAGAAUAGAUCGUGGAAAAGGGAAUAGAUCGUGGAAAAGAGAGGGAAAUCAGUUAGAAGAAACCAACCAGCUCUCCGAAAAAAGGGACAAAAUCGCGGUUAAGGUCAGAGAGGUCAAACCGAUUUAAGCGCGCUAAAAACACUUAACGAGUCCAUUCGCAAAGGAGAAGCCAAGACGUUUUUUAAGCUUAACACAAAUAAACAAGUCUCGCUACAAAAAGCUUGGUUUUCGUGAUUAUUAUAUUAAAUAAACCCCUUUGCAAAAGCGAUCGUCGCAACAUUCUUAAAAAACUUCUUGAAAGUUCAAAGUCUACGCGUAAAGUGCCCGCGAGUUAAGUUAAGUUAAGUGACAAGAUGCCCGCGACUAAGAGUGAUUGUGUGAAGUGCAGUUUACCCAACGAUAUCGAUGAUAUGGUGCAGUGCCAGGAGUGUAAGAAAUGGUGUCACUUCAAUUGUGCUGGAGUGGGAGAAAGCGUCUCAGAAGCUUUCUGGGUGUGCGACAAGUGCGCGGAACAAGGGCCAAAAACGUCAAUGAAGACACGGCGCCCUAAGAGCGAAAAAGCGAUGGCGGUUGCAAAGGCAAGCCAGCAGCCCGAUCUCCCGGAAGGGAAGCAACAAUCGGAAGCGACGCCUGGUAUUAGCAAGGAACUGCCCGCUAAGCCUCUUCCUAGCCCGAACACUGCAAAGAGCCAUCCGGAAAACCCCACUCCAACCAGGCAAGGAAGUGUCGCUUCCUCCCGACUAUCGGCACAGUUGGCGCUGAAACGCUUAGAGAAGGAGCAGGAGAUGCAGAAACAGAUCUUGCUGGCUGAAAAGGAAAAAAUGGAAGCGGGAAUUCGUGCGAAGAUGGCCGAAAUGGAGCUACAACACGAAACGCAACUUAAUGCAUUGAAAGACGAGAUAGAAAAUCUGUCAAUCUACUCGGCAGACUCCAAAACAAAUAGGACAGCCGAGUGGGUCAAGCACCAAAAUCGGCAAGUCAUGGAAGCCACCCCCGAACAGAGCCGAAGAACCGAGCCUCCAUCGCAACCCAUUUUGCCAGCAAUAAUGUCCACCCCGGUCGCGACACACUCACGAACGGCCGAAUUAAGUAUCGCACGCGAAAUGUACCCCAAAAAACUACCCAUAUUUUCAGGGUGUGCAAAUGAAUGGUCCAUCUUUCUCAACUGCUACCAAGAGUCGACCAAAGCCUGCGGGUAUACUGAUGGCGAAAAUACCAUCAGAUUAACUGAGUGUUUAAGGGGCCCCGCUCGAGAUGCCGUGCAGUCCAAACUAAGGUUGCCAAAUGCCGCUCCGCUCAUAAUUAAACGGUUGGAAAAACUGUUCGGAAAACCAGCCCAGCUCGUGCGACAACUCACGGAACGUGUUCGCAGAUUGGACCCCCCCAAGCCAGAGCAGUUGAACAAUCUUAUUACGUUCGGCUUGGAAGUCAUUAAUUUGUGCGAUCACCUGACUCUGAGCAACCUGACUGGCUAUUUUAACAACCCGGAACUUUUGGCGGAUUUGGUGGAUAAAUUACCUGCAACAAGGAAACUUGAGUGGUCUAGGUACAAAAACAAAUAUUCCGAACCAACGCUAAAGGAGUUCGGCGAAUUCAUAGAGACGCUGGUAGACGAUGCAUGCGACGUCACCACUUACGUUCCUCCUAGAGCAGAUCAAACGAGAUCAAGAAGCUUCCACUCCCACUUGCACGUGCAACACUCCGACCCAGAACCGCCUGCACAUACGUCACACACUUCGCGACAAGUCAUUAUAAAAUGCCUGGUAUGCGCUACGCCGGGACAUGCCGCCAAGCAUUGCGAAACGCUCAAGAGAAUGACCGUGGACGAACGGUGGGAAAGCGUAACGCAAUUACAACUUUGCUCGACGUGCCUGAACAGACAUGGUACGAAACCGUGUCGAUCACGAUUCACAUGUCGGGUGCCAGGAUGCGGCGAAAGACACCACACUCUGCUACACCGAGAUAGAGAAUCACCUAAGGGCGUGCACUACCAAGCUCAUCACUACAUCAAGCAGCCGGCGAUUUUCCGCAUCGUGCCAGUUACGGUGUACCACGGCCGGCGCGCCAUCGACACCGUCGCCUUUCUUGAUGAGGGAUCAGCCAUCACCCUGGUGGAAGCCGAAUUGGCCUCGAAGUUGGGACUUGACGGAGAGGUAGAACCACUAGAGCUCUGCUGGACAGCCAACGUAACCCGGAAGGAAGAAGAGUCCCGCCGCGUCAGUUUCCAGAUAUCUGCGAGAGGAGAGGGGCGGCGCUACGACAUAGCGGCCGCCCGCACCGUCAAAGAGCUAAGUUUGCCGUCUAACAACAUUAAAUACGACGCACUGAUAAGUUCCUUUACACACUUACAGCACCUUCCGAUGACGUCCCUGGCUAACGCGAAGCCGACCAUCCUGAUCGGACUGCGAGACAUGCAGUUGAUGCGACCGCUCGAAACACGGUUUGGCCUACCCCAUGAGCCCGUCGCAGUAAGGAGUGCCCUCGGCUGGGCCAUCUACGGACCAACCGACGCGCGUGCUGAAAGGAUGACCCUAGGAGUACACCAAACACCCCGACAGGAGGAGGAGAGCUUCUGCGAAGACAUUCGCGAUGAAGGAACGAGCAACGACACACCAACUGAAAAGCCCCACUCGAACUCCCGCGAAACCCACCGCGAUGAGGGAGCGCGUGAGGGCGUGCUGGAGGACGUUGCCGUACCACGACAAUCGGCAACUCGGCAGGAAGAAAACAAACACUUCGCACAACACCAGAACUAGCGAACGCGCUAAGAAGUAGCUACCAACGAGCGAUUGUCCUAGCAGAGGCCAUGUGGGAUCGAUGGCUGAAGGAAUAUAUACCGACCCUAAACCGCCGCAGUAAAUGGUUGGAGCCAUGUAAACCACUAAAACCAGGAGACCUGGUUUUCAUCACAGAGGGUGCAAGGAAGGAAUGGCUGAGAGCAAUCGUACUGGAAACAUACCCGGGCACGGAUGGCACAGUAAGGCAAGCACUGGUACGUACAACUACGGGGAAGGAACUAAAACGUCCGGCAGUAAAACUAGCGUUGAUCGAUGUUGAAGUGAAAGAUGGGGAAAACAUAGACGAGCAAAAUAAGCCGAAAAUACCAAUGCAAACUAGUAGGAUAUGAGUGAACAGCAACAACGUGCAGGCAGAUGUGUUCACGCGGUGGGGAAUGUUGGAACGGAUAUUGUUGUUGGGACGGCUUUAAACUGACAGCGGAUUGUUGAUGUUCGAAUGAGUUCGAAUAUUGAUCUAUGAUUUCGAAUAAUGAUAGGUGCCAUCAAUGCCCACUAGAUGGCGUAUAGAAUAGAUCGUGGAAAAGGGAAUAGAUCGUGGAAAAGAGAGGGAAAUCAGUUAGAAGAAACCAACCAGCUCUCCGAAAAAAGGGACAAAAUCGCGGUUAAGGUCAGAGAGGUCAAACCGAUUUAAGCGCGCUAAAAACACUUAACGAGUCCAUUCGCAAAGGAGAAGCCAAGACGUUUUUUAAGCUUAACACAAAUAAACAAGUCUCGCUACAAAAAGCUUGGUUUUCGUGAUUAUUAUAUUAAAUAAACCCCUUUGCAAAAGCGAUCGUCGCAACAAUAAUAAUUCUGAAAAUUUCAGAUAGUUGUUUUUUUCAUAUUAGGCCAUGUGAUAAAGAAAAAAUAUCUCCAAAACUCCAAUAAUCUUCAAUAAUUGCUAAUUAUGAUAAAAGUAACAAAAACAAUACAACAAUAUAAUAAAAUAACCCAAAAAAUGUAAAUGUGUCUUUAUAGUCCGUAGCAAAAGUGUAACUGCCAUCAUCUUACCGAUGCGAUGUUUUAUCUCGAUCGCGAUGUUAAACCUUUUCCCCUUCACUGUACGAAUUAAAUGUUUUUGCACACUUCUCCAC
This is a messenger RNA of Anopheles merus, 4037 nucleotides long. RefSeq lists its product as uncharacterized. The transcript has 2 exons. NCBI's taxonomy places the organism in Eukaryota, Metazoa, Arthropoda, Insecta, Diptera, Culicidae. Bases 520 to 2922 code for a protein of 800 amino acids. The record is from RefSeq and is a predicted model, not a curated record.